AUGGCCUCCCUUCGCACCACCUCCCGCCUCUUCGCAGCUGCGCGGCCGAUGUUCCGGCCCGCGCCCCUGGCUCGUACCUAUGCGACCGUCGAUUCCGUGGACCCCAAUGCCUCCAAGCAGCCCGCGAUGAAGACCUUCAAGAUCUACCGCUGGAACCCCGACAAGCCGUCCGAGAAGCCGCAGAUGCAGAGCUACGAUCUGGACCUGAACAAGACCGGCCCCAUGAUGCUCGAUGCGCUCAUCCGGAUAAAGAACGAGCUCGACCCGACCCUCACCUUCCGGAGGAGUUGCCGUGAAGGCAUUUGCGGCAGCUGCGCCAUGAACAUUGACGGCGUUAACACCCUGGCCUGCUUGUGCCGCAUUCCCACGGAGACCUCGAAGGAGUCGCGCAUCUACCCACUGCCUCACACCUACGUGGUCAAGGACCUGGUCCCCGAUCUCACCCACUUCUACAAGCAAUACAAGUCGAUCAAGCCAUAUCUGCAGAAUGAUACCCCCACCCCGGAUGGUCUGGAGAACCGCCAAAGUCCCGAAGAUCGCCGCAAGCUCGACGGUCUGUACGAGUGCAUCCUGUGCGCGUGCUGCUCGACAUCCUGCCCGUCCUACUGGUGGAACAGCGAGGAGUACCUGGGCCCCGCCAUCCUGCUGCAGUCGUACCGCUGGCUGGCCGAUUCCCGUGACGAGAAGACCGCCGAGCGCAAGCAAGCCCUCGACAACAGCAUGAGCGUGUACCGCUGCCACACCAUUCUCAACUGCACACGGACCUGCCCCAAGGGCCUGAACCCCGGUCGCGCCAUUGCUGAGGUCAAGAAGAUGCUGGCCUCGCCCUAG
Molecule: messenger RNA, 831 nt
Organism: Penicillium lagena
Lineage: Eukaryota; Fungi; Ascomycota; Eurotiomycetes; Eurotiales; Aspergillaceae
Gene: sdh2
Product: succinate dehydrogenase iron-sulfur protein subunit SDH2
Exons: 3
Coding region: 1-831 (276 amino acids)
Biological process (GO): tricarboxylic acid cycle; aerobic respiration; respiratory electron transport chain
Cellular component (GO): mitochondrial membrane
Molecular function (GO): electron transfer activity; 2 iron, 2 sulfur cluster binding
Source: RefSeq, a predicted model, not a curated record